Messenger RNA from Monascus purpureus, 582 nucleotides. The record is from the annotation of a GenBank genome assembly. Lineage: Eukaryota; Fungi; Ascomycota; Eurotiomycetes; Eurotiales; Aspergillaceae.
AUGCUCUCUCUCCGCCUCAUAGGGACCCUGCUAUGCGCUGUGGUCCCUCAAGUUGUUCAGUCAAUUUCUCCCAAACCCCUCUCCGCCUCAGGCCGUUGGAUCGUCGAUUCUGAUGGAAACAAUGUGACAUAUGCCGGCGUUAACUGGCCUGGCGCUGCAGACACCAUGUUGCCAGAGGGACUCCAGUACACGUCCAUCGAGGAUAUUGUCAGCAAGAUCAAGGAUCUCGAGAUGAACUCGAUCUGUCUCACUUUCGCAAUGGAAAUGGUAGGCGACAUUUUCGAGAAUGGAGCGGAUGUGCUUAUCAAGAGCUCUCUCAUCAAUGCUUUGGGCGAAAAGAAUGGCUCUCCAGUUUUCCAACAGAUCAUCCAUCAUAAUCCGCAGUUUGGGAUAAAUACCACUCGGUUGCAGGUCUUCAAUGCGGUUGCCCAUGAAUGCUAUCGCCAAGGGAUCUAUGUGCACCUGGACAAUCACGUCUCCAAGGCCAAAUGGUGCCGCUCCACGACGGAUGGGAACUCGUGGUUUGGAGACGAGUACUUCGACGUGGACAAGUGGCACCGAGGGUGGAGAUACAUGGCUUAA